UUGAUUAAAGUCACUGACGUUGAAUAUCUCCGACCGACUAGACAGGGAUUUUCCUCUCUCCAUUUAACGCCUUUUUUCUGUUUGGGAAAGUGUUGUUAUUGUUUCGUUUCCUAUCCUUACACGGAACGGAAGCUAAUUACAACCUAAUUCUCCGAUUCCACUUUGAUUCUGAAAAUUUCCCGGUUGUAGUUCUCUUCCGUUCGGUAGAUCAGCCAUUGAUUCUUCCACUCUUCUCAUCCCUGAUUACUGUAUUCGUUUUUCCCAUCAUUGAAUUUCUCUGUUGCCUCAAGCAGCAAGCAAAAUGAGCUCCAUCUCUCUCUCCAAUUCGCAUGCUCUCGCGCGGGCUUAUCCUCAUCAUCUUCCUCACUCUCAGCGUCAGCAAUGGUGUCCUCGCCCUCUGCUUUCGUCCAAUUCUCUUUCUAAGCUACAGCGGUUUGGGAUCUCCGACCGAUACUCUGCUCGACCUCCCUUGCCUUUGGUUCUUGCUUCUUCUGGAGCUGGCGUAGUUGAUUCCUUUCCGAUCAGAGGAACAUAUACGGUUGGUGAUUUUAUGACGAGAAAGGAGAAUCUUUAUGUUGUUAAACCUACAACAACAGUUGAUGAAGCAUUAGAGGUCCUGGUGGAAAAGAGGAUAACUGGUUUUCCUGUUGUCGACGAUGAUUGGAAUUUGGUGGGAGUCGUCUCAGAUUAUGACUUAUUAGCACUCGAUUCCAUUUCAGGUGGUACGCAAAGUGAUACCAAUCUGUUCCCUGAUGUUGAUAGUUCGUGGAAAACAUUCAAUGAGAUUCAGAAACUGCUCAGUAAAACAAAUGGUAAAGUUGUUGGCGACCUGAUGACAUCUGCGCCACUAGCUGUUCGUGAAACUUCAAAUUUAGAAGAUGCUGCCAGGUUGUUGCUUGAAACAAAAUAUCGUCGGUUGCCAGUUGUAGAUGCAGAUGGCAGGCUGGUGGGGAUCAUUACUAGGGGAAAUGUUGUUAGAGCUGCUUUGCAGAUUAAACGGGCUGCUGAGAGGUCGACAUAAUUCUAGAACAUCGACUGGCAUCACUCUGAGGUAAACGCUACCCAGAAGCAUAGUAUUAUUUGUAGAUGAUGAAUGUAGUAUCUUAUAGUUUACACAGGGUUUGGAUUGUUACAAUUACCUGAAGUUGUGGGAUUCCAUCCUGAAGUAAACUAGAGCUUUGAAGGGAAGUUUAUUGAUUCUCUAAGAUUCUUUCUUCCCAAUUUCCUUACUAAGAAGUGUUGGUCUAUGUCAAUAUUGGGUAUCCCCAGCAUUUCAGGUCAGCCCACAGUAAGAUUUCUCUAUUAAGUUGGUCAUUAUAGUUUGGAACCUCAUUGUUUAAAAUUUUCAGACAUUUUGAAUAUAAUUAGCAUCGUUUUACUUCUUUUGGAUU
This is a messenger RNA of Benincasa hispida (wax gourd), 1391 nucleotides long. Its product is annotated as CBS domain-containing protein CBSX2, chloroplastic-like. The record is from RefSeq and is a predicted model, not a curated record. Lineage: Eukaryota; Viridiplantae; Streptophyta; Magnoliopsida; Cucurbitales; Cucurbitaceae.